This is a messenger RNA of Labrus bergylta (ballan wrasse), 1594 nucleotides long. RefSeq names its product Mediator of RNA polymerase II transcription subunit 30-like. Gene Ontology annotation, molecular function: transcription coregulator activity. Gene Ontology annotation, biological process: positive regulation of DNA-templated transcription. Gene Ontology annotation, cellular component: mediator complex. The record is from RefSeq and is a predicted model, not a curated record. Lineage: Eukaryota; Metazoa; Chordata; Actinopteri; Labriformes; Labridae.
GUGACGUAACUACAACAACAACGUGCGGUGCUUUUUGAAAGGACAGGUCUCAUUAUGUCCUUUUUACAAAAAUGCGUGAACAAACGUCAUGUGUAGUCGUACUUAAACCAAGCUGGCGAUAGUUGGACAACGUUUCACCACAGGAAGUGAACUAAGGUUUCUUCAGUGAUGGCAGCCUCUUUACCUCAGAAGCCAGGGAUGGUCGGGAUGCCCCCCCAGCAGCAGCAGCAGCAGCCCCACCUGCCGUCCAGUGCUGCAUCAGCUCCAGGUCAGCAGAUGCCUCCUCAGGGAGCUUUGAGAGAGAUCUCCCCCGUGUUCCUCUGCAGGAUUGGACAGGAGACAGUGCAGGAUAUUGUCACUCGGACCAUGGAGAUCUUCCAGAUCACAAGAGCUACUCAGCUUCCUAAUGGCGUGACCCAGAGCCAGGCGAUGUACACGGACCGCUUUGGGAAGCUCCAGGAACACCUUCGACAGCUCGCUCUGCUCUUCAGAAAGCUCCGACUCCUGUACGAGCGCUGUGUGGAGAUGACCUCUGACUUGCAAGAGGGGCCAACAGAGCUUGUGCCGUAUGUCGGGGAGGAGCUGGUUUCUCUCAAAGUGGAUCCCUGUACUCAUGCUAUCAACCAGGAGAGAAAAGAGGUUCUGGAGAAAGUACGUCAGAAGAACCAGGAGAUGAAGGUUCUGAUGGACCAGAUGAGGAACCUGCUGUGGGAUGUGAACGCCAUGCUGACGCUCAGGAAAUGACACCGCCACUUGACGUUUCCACAGGACGAUGAAAAGAAACGAGUUCCUCCACAGAUGUAGGGACUGCGUAAUGGCAAAGAGCAGGUGAACGAAGGGAAUUUCUUUUGGACUUAACAUUUUGGGACCUUCUUCUUUGGGACAUCUUCUUUGUGUUGGCACUUCAUCCCUGAGACUCACCGUACACUAAGAGUUCACAUAAGAACUUCUGGAGUUUUGUAUGUAUUAUGUUGAAGCUUGUGAGCUAUUAUUGAUAUAUAAACAGUUUAGCUUUGUCAGCCUGAAACUCUCCAGACCCAAGAAUUUAAGGCAGCUGUUCUAGUUCUGUUUCCUUCCAUGAGUCUACAACUGUUAGAGGUUAUACUGUCCUGGUUUUUGUAUUGAUGACUUGAAACCUAAAUCGCUUUAGGCCCAAACAACAACAAACUAAAAAAGAAGUUAAAACUACAUAUUCAUGUUGUUUUGGCCCCAGGUGCUGACUCGACACCAGACACACUUAACUCAGCUAAUUCUCGCAGAAAGCACAGAAGCUGGUCCAACGGCUGUGUUUACAAUACAAAGAACUUUCCUUAUUAUGCUCCGUCAGUCGUAAAAACACUAUGGGUUCAGAAUUCAAAUCAGACCCUUGGCAGCUAUGUAUCUCAGGUGCUUUGUACAUAGGUGUGUGUGUAUGUGUGUGCAUGUGCGUAAUGAGAUUAGCGUCCUUUAGUGAAAGACAACACACCUGUUUAGCCUGAGGCUGUUGAGACUUGCCUGCAUGUGAAUUUAUUUUUGUAAACUGUGGCACAAAAGGUAAGCCUACUGUAUCAUUUCUGCUUUGUAUUAAACCUUUUUUUUUCACACAAUGUCAUAA